GUACGUGACUAUCUGCGCAUCAUCGGUUGAUAUAGCGUCUGAGCUGUUGGUGUCCUCUUGUCUUGGUCUUUUGAUAAAAGUUUUUUGAGAAACGAUUUAAACCUUAAUAUGGAUCAUAAUCACAUGCAUGGUAAUAAUAUGCAUUCUGGAAUGAACAUGUCUACAACGCCGCCGAUGACUCAUGGAGAUCAUGGCGGGCACGGAGGCACUGUCCACCAUAUGAUGCAGAUGUAUUUUGUUGUAAGCAAGAGUGCAACUAUAUUGUUUGAAGACUGGAAAGUAGAUACAGCAGCAGAAAUGGUUUUCUCCUGCCUCGGUAUAUUUGUUCUUGCUGCACUCUAUGAAGGAUUAAAAGUUCUUCGUGAAGUGUUAAAGAGGAAAUAUAGCUAUGUGGUUAGCGUGGAUUUGGCAGAGACCAAGGUGUAUGGUACAGGACCUACUCAAACAACUGUUGUGACUGAAUCAAAGGGAAAGAUUCCAAGGUCCAGAAUCUGCAAUUGGCAUCAUAUACUUCAAACAUACCUUCAUGUUGUCCAAGUCACCUUGAGCUAUUUCCUCAUGUUGAUCUUCAUGACAUACAAUGUCUGGCUGUGUCUGGCUGUUGCUCUGGGAGCUGGCUGUGGUUAUUUUGUGUUUGGAUGGAAGCUGAACAAAGUGGUCGAUAUCUAUGAACACUGUCACUGAUCAGUAACAUUCUCUUACCAUAAAUUUUUUUGUUUGGAGGAGAGCACCAUUAUUGAUAGUUGGUAUCUUUUUUUAAUUUCAGUUUUGUCAAGUGGGUUAGUUAGCAUACAUAUUUUUUAUUUAAUUGAACUGUAAGUUAAUUCCACUAUGCACACAGUCUGCUUUACAUUUUUAAUUCAGACUGAACAGGCACAUUAGCAUUCAAGAAGUGCUCAGAAGAAAAUUCAUACACAGUUCCUUUAGAACAUCUCCUAAACUUUUUCUACACAACCACAGGGAUUUGUUUGGAUAUGAUAAUGACUGAUAUGAAGAACAUGUCCACUGAAAAAUACUGAAAAAUAGAUAGGAAAAAAAAGAGGGUUACAGAAAAUAUCCUGAGGUAUCUCAUGUUUUUUUGCAAAAUCCAGUUGAUCAUAUCAAUGGAUUCAUUAAUUAAUAUGUCUCAGGAAGAUUGAUAGCACCAUUCACGUAAAAAGUAUAGCAAACUUUUAGAUGCGAGCCAAAAUUUAAGUAGUUUGUGAUACAGGCAACAUUGUUCCCAUUCUAUUUUCUAACUGAUUAGCUUUUUAUUUUCUUU
Pocillopora damicornis (cauliflower coral) is the source of this 1261-nucleotide messenger RNA. RefSeq names its product high affinity copper uptake protein 1. Gene Ontology annotation, molecular function: copper ion transmembrane transporter activity. The record is from RefSeq and is a predicted model, not a curated record. Gene Ontology annotation, biological process: copper ion transmembrane transport. Gene Ontology annotation, cellular component: membrane. Lineage: Eukaryota; Metazoa; Cnidaria; Anthozoa; Scleractinia; Pocilloporidae.